Molecule: messenger RNA, 5550 nt
Organism: Misgurnus anguillicaudatus (oriental weatherfish)
Lineage: Eukaryota; Metazoa; Chordata; Actinopteri; Cypriniformes; Cobitidae
Gene: tmem175
Product: transmembrane protein 175
Molecular function (GO): proton channel activity; potassium channel activity
Source: RefSeq, a predicted model, not a curated record
AUCAUGUAUUUCCGGUCAGCUGAUGAUGCGUCAUCGUUGUUUGCAAACAGCAUUCAUGCACGCGUCGUUCACUGAUACCGUCCACCGCCGCUGUCAUGGAAGAAAACGAUGAAAGCGAAAUAAUCGAGCACCACGAUGACGAGGAAAUGGAGAAAAGAAGAAAUCACGCGCAUUCGUUUCUGGAGAGCGUGACGUCGUCGGAGAAAGACGGCCACAGUAGCACGCAGUCAUCACACCGCCUGCUCGCCUAUAGUGAUGCUCUCAUAGCCAUCAUCGCCACUGUAAUGAUUUUACCUGUGGCACAUACAAAAUUUCAAAGUAAUGAGGAACUGAAAGAGAGUAUUCAGUCUUUGCUCACUACCAAAGUUUCUGUCUACUUGAUGACCUUCUUGAUCGUCACUGUUGCUUGGGCUGCACAUGUAAGGUUGUUUCAGGUCAUUUCGCACACUGACGAUACUCUUGCACUGCUUAACCUGGCUUGUAUGAUGCUCAUAACCUUCCUGCCAUACACCUUCUCCCUUAUGGCAACUUUUCCUGGCAAUGUCGUUGGCAUGGUUUUCUUCUGUGCUUGUGUCAUCGUGAUUGGUUUAAUUCAGUCCUCGAUUGUCUUGUAUGGAUUUAGCCAUCCUUUUCUUCUGAACGACCACAUCCAGAUGUCAGAGAAUCCGGCUUAUUACAAGCAGCACAUUCUCAAAGUCAUCAUGAAGGUUCCCAUCAUGUGCAUUUUUGCCAUCAUCUUUUCAUUCAUCUUUUUCCAACUGUCAUAUGUCAUUCUGGCUAUUGUUAUAUUCCUGCCAUACAUCUCUCAGUCUUUGAAGUGGAUCCGGAAUAAAGCCAUUGGAGGUCAGGUGGAAGAUGAUGCAGAUCAUGUGCUUUUCUACACCUACCACCCCAGCGAACCCCUAAGUAAAGAACGAGUGGAGGCAUUCACUGAUGGAGUUUAUGCUAUUGUUGCCACGCUGCUCAUCUUAGACAUUUGUGAAGACAACGUGCCUAAUCCAUCUGUUGUGAAUAAGGAGUUUAACGGCAGCUUGAUUGCUGCACUUCAGGACUACGGCCCCGAGUACCUUGCCUACUUCGGUUCCUUCGCCACGGUCGGGCUGCUUUGGUUCGUUCACCACUCUCUCUUUCUGUAUGUGACAAAGGCCACGCGCCUCAUGGGCUUCUUCAACACCUUCUCACUGGCCUUUGUGGGCGGCCUGCCGCUCGCAUACCAGCUCACCAACGAGUUUCCCAGAGGCUCACGCAAUGAACUCGAGGCCGUGCAGAUCAGCUGCGUCAUCAUCUUCUUUGCUGGCCUUUUCCAGCUGGCAAUAUGGGUAGUUGCGCUUUUCAACGAGCGUGAGACGUUACACCCGUACGUGCGGUACGGGGGGCAAGAGCACACCUUCAUGCUGGCCAAGCUCUCUCUUUACCCUUGUGUGGCAUUUGGGACCUUUCUUCUCACUUGUGUGCUUAGUCAAUUCAGUGCCCCCAUCUUUCACAUAAUGGAGAUAGGCGUGCCGUUCGCCUUUCUUUUAUUAAGGCUGCUGGUACGUGUGGCCCUGACACUGCUGAAGUGGCUUUUCUGUUCAGCGAGACCUGAUGUGGACAGAAUUCUAGUAGAGGAAGAUGAUCCACAGCUCCCCAUUAAUGAUAUAGUAGCUUAGUAGCAGCAGCGAAUGGAAGGAGAGGGAUCUUAGAUCAAGUUUGUCCAUCAUUUUGAAGGUUAGGCUCGCUACCUGUCGCUACCCAACUGACAGCUGUGUACUGUAUAAGAUUGUCAUGUCCUUUAAAUUGAUCGAAUCGUUUUGUAUAAUAGACUAUGGAAAGGAUUAGGUGAGUGAGAGCUUAGGGUCUUUAUUGAUCUCAGGACAGGGGUCAUCUAGAGUGUUGAAGAGAAGCCAUUAAUCUUAUGGAAAUGCACAAAGCCAUCAAAAUGGUUUGGUUUUAGCCUCAUGCUGUUUUAAAGGUCAAGUGUGGGUUUUUUAGCAGGCGAGAUCACGAAUGGCAAUCAACAAAAGCUACGAUAGGACAAAUGUCGUUGUCUGAGAUAACGUAGGGGCGAAAGGCACUCCGUAAAACAGUUUGUCCAUUUAGGGCUACUGUAGAAACACGACAAUCGCGGGAUAUGUAGAUAAAACCAGAUAUACAUAAUAAAGGCUAGAUGUCUUACAGCGGAGUCUCUAACGUCAUCACCGGCGGCCAUCUUGUCACAGUCAAGCUUUCCGGCGGGCUCUGUGGUACCUGAUGUAAGGUGAGUGAUCUGCACGAACACAGAUAGUCUUAUCUCGUUAAAAUCUUGACGGAUUUACAAAUGGUUUGGUUUCUUACAAACGUUAUUAACUUGGCUUUAAUUCUGGACACUUGAACAUGUAUGCAGUAUCAUAAGCAGUGUUGGGGAAAGUUACUUUUAAAAGUAAUGCAUUACAAUAUUAAGUUACUUCCCAAAAAAGUAACUAAUUGCGUUACUUAGUUACUUUUCAUGGAAAGUAAUGCUUAUGUUACUUUUUCUUACUUGGCUAAGGCUUGGUCUCUUUCAGGCCUUGCAGGUGUUUUUAUGAUUGCAAAAAUAUCAAGCUCUGGCCUGCCAUCUCCGUUUCUGACUCAAACUGUUCCCGCUCAGGCACACAGAGUCCGUAAUUCUGUGUUAAUGUGGCGGUUUCCCGGACACGGAUUAGCUUAAUCCAGGACUACGCCUUAGUUUAAUUAGGAAAUAUAACUAGUUUUAACAAACAUGCCUUACUAAAAACACUACCUGUGUGCACUUUAAGGCAAAACAAAGGGCACUGGUGUAUUUAAAGAUAUGUCAGUUCAAGUUGUUUUCAGUUUGGACAGCUCUUAAAAAAUGUUUAGUCUAGGAGUAGUCUAAUCCCUGUCCGGGAAACCGCCCCAAUAUGUUCAGUUUAAUUCGGUACAUUAUUUUAUUUUUUAAUUGAAUUAAUGAAACUGAAAAGUAACUCGCAUUAAUGCGUACAUUUGUAAAGGAAUGCGUUACUUUACUCGUUACUUCAGAAAAGUAAUAUUAUUACGUAAUGCGCGUUACUUGUAAUGCGUUACCCCCAACACUGGUCAUAAGUACAUCUCUGAUGUUUAUAACAAACCAAGCCAUUUGAAAAUUGGUAGAAAAUUGAGCAAGUUAUGGUUAUUUAAAAAGUACAUGCACCAUUGAAACACAAUGUUACGAGUGAGCGAGCUGACUGUGACAAGAUGGCCGGCAGGUGCGGAUGUCGACGUCCAUUGGCCAGCAGCGCGGACGAGACCUCUAGCCUUUAUUAUGAAUAUCUAUGGAUAAAACGGCUCAUUCUAAGGUAAUACAAACAAUACAGUUCAUUAUGUAAAGGUACACCAGUGAUUAUAUACACUCUUAGAAAGGAUGUGUUAAUUUUUUACACAUUUUUUUGUGUUAAGCUUUUAACACAUCAUGUGUCAUUUUGUGUUGAUUUUGUGUUAAAAUAAAACACAAGUUGUGUUAAAAGUAACACAAAAUGUGUUGUUUCAAUAAUAACACAAAGAUGGGUGGAUUCUGGGACAACGCAUUUAGUGUGUUGUCCCAGAAUCAACACUUAUGUGCUGUUUUUAACACAUCCGUUUUAAGAGUGUAGUUAUGGAGGGUAUGCAUUGAGGUAAAUUUUCCACGUGACCACGCUGGAGCUCGCCCUGUUGAGUGGCAAAACAUUAAACAAAAUGGCUGGUUUUCAUAGCGGCUACUGCGAAAAAUGCCAGUAAAACUGACUAUUAUCAGCUUAAAUUGAAUUUAGUUGGCCUUAACAGUGACCCUAACAACUUGCCAAACAACCAGUAGUCUGUGGACAUUGGCAUAUGGCCAGACAUUGCUUUCCUGACAUAAAUGUUUGUCUUGCCUAACACUAUUAAACCAUCCCACCUUUGUUGAACACAAGGCUCAUCAUAAUGGAUGUUUUUUAAUGAAGGCUCACUUACAAAACUUUGCAAUUACACAGAAUAAGAGUAUUCAUUUAUUUGUAUUUCAUGUAUUUUUAAUAAAAUUUUUAAUAAUCUUCAAAAUUUUACAUACCUGACAUAUGGCUACUGCUACUGAUUUACUUCUCCUUUGAGUGGCAAAACAUUCAACAAAAUGGCUGGCUGUUCUAGCGGUGGCCGUAUAACUAACAAUUAUCAGCAAAAUUUUUAUUUAGUUGCACUUGAUAGUGACCCUAGCAACUUGUCAACCCACCUGUGGUCAGUAGACGUUGACAUGAACAAUCUUUUUACUUCUCCUUCCGGUGUUUUUUGGCAGUCUGUAAAAAGAUAGCUCAGAAUUCUUGUUAAAUCUGUUAGUACAGUCUAUCGCACAACAGCUUUUUUCAAUUUAGACGCAUUGCCCUGUGUUUUUGCUGAAUUCACACUGUACGCAAAUUCUGCCGCUCUGUCUUUUGCCACUCAGUGGGCGUAACCGCAGUCACUUUCGCCGAAGGUGACAUAAACGUGCAUACCCUAGUAUGUAUAUUAUAUUGCAUUUCUGUCAAGACAUCCUUUUAAAAGUUCCACAUUGCACCUUUAAUAUCAUGCUGACAGGUUAUCUUUUAGGUUUGUGUACAUAUUUUAAAGCAACACUAUGUAGUUUUUUACCUUUAAAUAAUGUCUCUAAAAUUAUUUCAGUGAUAGAACAACUUUUAACUGGACAAAUUGUACUGUUGCUGCAACCUGAGCAGCCUCCUAGCUGCUACAAGCACACUCUGAAAGUGGCGGUGGAGGGUAGGAAACACAGCUCCGCCCCUCCCCCUGCCUGCAGAAGAGUGUCUGAUACCAGGCACUGUUGCGCUUUUCAACCACAUGGGGGAGCAGUAAGUCAUUUUUACAUGGAAACUACAUAGUGUUGCUUUAAUGUGCAACUACAUUAUAUAACCUAUGAAUUUUAUUUCAUAGUUCAUAUAAACUACAGGUGUCACAGAGAGUUAGGCAUCACUUAUGAUCAUUUAUAUUUAUGUUUUUUAUUGUAUUUUUUUUUACAUUUUUUAAACUUUAAUUCUUUUUGUGAAUAGUUGGAGAAGUGUUAAAUUUUCAGCCUGUAUCUCAUUUUACAUUUGUCAAUUUUCAUUUGUCAAUAGCAGGUUCUGGUGGUAAAAAUCUGUCAUAGAGCAGCAUAGAUUCACUUUAGAUUAAUUUUAAAGUGAAUAAGCUUUAAUUUCAUGUAAUAAUAGUAAACCGCCAAUGCACCUUAUAAAAACCAUGAAGUCUUUGUUGCACUUUACAUGCUUGGAUUUAGCAUGUAGUAAUAUAACUUUGAACAUCAAGAUAAGCCAUUUUGAAUGAUCUUUUCUGCUUUAUAGUUAGGUUUUAUCUGUUAUGUUUUAUGUUUAUGUAUUUCUUUGUAUUUCAUCUAAAUGUUAUUGACAUACUGACUACAGAAUGUUCCUGUAAAGCGCAUCUGUCAAAAAAAGCAUUACUGUUUAUUAUUGCUCAGCUGACAUAUAUGACCUCCAGUAUGCUUUGGUCUUGAAUGGCAUUAUCACUGUGUCUGUUCAUAAAUGGCAUUAUCACUGUGUCUAUUCAUAUGUUGAAACAUAAAAGACUGAACAUUUAAGAAUAAACUCAAAAUUGUUGCUUGCA